Epinephelus moara (kelp grouper) is the source of this 1969-nucleotide messenger RNA. RefSeq names its product transcriptional regulator Myc-B-like. The transcript is spliced from 3 exons. Bases 254 to 1423 code for a protein of 389 amino acids. Gene Ontology annotation, molecular function: RNA polymerase II cis-regulatory region sequence-specific DNA binding; DNA-binding transcription factor activity, RNA polymerase II-specific; protein dimerization activity. The record is from RefSeq and is a predicted model, not a curated record. Gene Ontology annotation, biological process: regulation of transcription by RNA polymerase II; positive regulation of cell population proliferation. Lineage: Eukaryota; Metazoa; Chordata; Actinopteri; Perciformes; Serranidae.
GUAUUAAAUGUCUCGAGAGCAGCAGUGUGCGGUGAUUCACGCUGAGACAGUGACACACGGCAGCACAGCAGCGUUAAAUAUCUUAGUUUCACAUAUCGCUGUUAUUGAUUAUUGAUUGAAAGAGGAUACAUUUUCACAUACGGGUUUUCUUGGAUUAAACGCACUCUGAAGAUUUAACGUCACUCAGCGGAACGUUUGGAUUUUACUCAGUUUUCACAUCAAGUUUAUCCUGGGAGUCCUAACGGCAGCCAUAAUGCCGCCAGUGCUGACCAUGUCCAGCGUGAACUAUGAUUACGACUACGACACAGUCCAGCCCUGCUUCUUCCUGGAUGGCGAGGAGGAGGACUUCUACCUGCCUCCACGCAGCCAGCUCCUCCCAGGCCCCGGCGAGGACAUCUGGAAGAAGUUUGAGCUGCUGCCGACGCCUCCCCUGUCCCCCAGCCGGACACCCUCCCUGUCCGACGUCCCUCUCUCCGCCGCUGAACACCUGGAGGCGGUGUCUGAGCUGCUGGACGAGGACUGCAACCCCUCCGCAGCCUUCCUCCAGUCCUUCAUCAUCCAGGACUGCAUGUGGAGCAGCAGCUUCGCCGCCGCCACCAAGCUGGAGAAGGUGGUGUCCGAGAGGCUGGCCGAGCUGCGGGCCCGUCGGGACUCCUCUGCAUCCAACAACACUAACAGCACUGCAGACACAGCGGCUGACCAGCAGGCGGGCGGCUACCUGCAGGACCUCCACACUGCAGCGACGGACUGCGUCGACCCCUGCGUGGUGUUUCCAUACACCACACUGAAGAGCUGUGAUGGAGCUGCGAUGGAGGUGGCGACAAAACUGAGUCUGGACUCACCGCCUCUCAGCAGCAGUGACAGUGAAUCAGAAGAAGAAGAAGAGGAAGAAGGUGAGGAGGAAGAGGAGAUUGAUGUGGUGACGGUGGACAGGCGAAAGGUGUCACGGCAGUCAGACACCAGCAGCAGAGCGGAUGCCUCCCCGCUGGUCCUGAAACGCUCUCACAUCAACAUCCACCAACACAACUACGCUGCCCAGCAGCCCUCUGCCACCCUUCAGCAGCCCGCCGUGAAACGGAUAAAGAUGGAGAGCAGCUGCUCGGCGCUGAGGCCAAGCGGUGGCCGGCGGUGCUGCAGCCCUCGGUCUGACGGCGAGGACAACGACGACAAACGCAGGACUCACAACGUGCUGGAGAGGCAGCGCAGGAACGAGCUGAAGAUGAGCUUCAUGACUCUGAGGGACGAAGUCCCGGUGGUGGCCAACAACGACCGAGCGGCCAAAGUGGUGAUCCUGAAAAAGGCGACAGAGUACAUCUGUGAGAUCAGAGAGGACGAGAGGAGGCUGCUGACGAUGAAGGAGGCGCUGAGGAAGAGGAGCAGAGAGCUCAAACACAGACUGGAGCAGCUGAGGACUUUACAUUAACUGCUGCUUAGUUUGAAUUUUAGUUUAUUUCAUAUUAUUGUUUAUUAUAUUUUCAUGUCAGGAACUGACUUCACAACAUCCGGCCUGUAACCGACGUCUUUAUAAAUAAUUAUUUUGUGUAUUUAGUAUAAAAAAUGACUCAUGAAACUCUGAACUACAAGGACCAUAAUGCACUGAGCGGUGUGCUGGCAGCUGGUCUGUGAUCAGUCAAACUGUCUGUUUGUUUAUAUUUAUUUUAUUUUAUUGACAGUAGCUUAAUUUAAAGUUUAAUUCAGAGUUCAGAUGUUUGAUCAAAGAAAAUACGUUUAUAUUCAGCGUCUGACUGACUUUAACUCCCAGCUGAUCACGAUGAUCAAUAAUUUAUUUUUAGUUUAUUUAAGCAAUAAUGACUUCCUAAAGCAUGUUUGUGUUUAUUAUAUUAUUAUAUUUUUCAAACAGUUUAUAUUUUUAUAUUUUCCUUCUUUGGCACAAGAGGAAGUACGUGAGAAACAUUGCAGACUCUUCAAAAUAAAAGCCCUUCAGACACUGGAGGCCCUUUCAGUGUAA